AGUUUAUUUUGGAAAACAUUGGUCAUGUCAGUUGGUGGCGCUAUCUAUUGGAAUUUUCCCGAAACUAGUAAUUUGACAUGUAAAUUGUAAACAUUUCAGAAUCUGCACGUUAAUUUCAUGAAAUAACUUAAAAUUAAUUGUGGCAUUGUGAUAGUGUAAACAGUUGUGAGUUGAAGUGCUUUUUUAUUCAGGAUUCUAUAUAAUUACUAAGAAUCGAGAAUGUAUCGUCCGCAACAAAUUCUCCAUCAUGUUAGGAGGGCCCAUUCGGCCCCGUUGAAGAAGAAUCCACAUCUGGAUGCGAUAAUCCGGGUGGACCACGCGGGUGAGCUGGGCGCGGACCGGAUCUACGCGGGCCAGAUGGCGGUGCUGGGCCACACGGCCGAGGGGCCGCUCAUCAAGCAUAUGUGGGAGCAGGAGAUAAAGCACCGCCAGAAGUUCGAGGAGCUGAUCUCCAAGCACCGCGUGCGGCCAACCGUCAUGACUCCCAUUUGGAAUAUCGCGGGGUUCGCCCUCGGAGCGGGUACCGCUCUCCUCGGCAAAGAAGCCGCCAUGGCUUGCACGGUGGCUGUGGAAACAGUUAUAGUUGACCACUACAACGAUCAACUGCGAACGCUAAUGGAGGAUCCGAACGUGGACAAGGAUAUCCUCCAGACGAUCACGCAGUUCCGGGACGAAGAGCAGCAACACCACGACACGGGCAUCGACCACGGGGCCGAGCAGGCGCCGUUUUAUAAGGCUCUUACUGAAGUUAUAAAGGCAGGAUGCAAGGCAGCUAUUGCAAUAUCUAAGAAGAUUUAGCGUGUUCUUGGCCAUCAUAGAGUCAGACGAACGGUCUGUUUAACUCUGCGCCGGUAGUUUUUUCAUAUUGUUUCCGGCACGAAAGUGGCUCAAUGUAAAUAAUAUAUGUUUAUUAUAUGUAAAUAAUAAUAAACAAAUAAAUAUACUACGAUAAUA
This is a messenger RNA of Pararge aegeria (speckled wood butterfly), 954 nucleotides long. RefSeq names its product 5-demethoxyubiquinone hydroxylase, mitochondrial (gene Coq7). The record is from RefSeq and is a predicted model, not a curated record. Lineage: Eukaryota; Metazoa; Arthropoda; Insecta; Lepidoptera; Nymphalidae. Gene Ontology annotation, biological process: ubiquinone biosynthetic process; determination of adult lifespan; regulation of gene expression. Gene Ontology annotation, cellular component: mitochondrial inner membrane; nucleus. Gene Ontology annotation, molecular function: 3-demethoxyubiquinol 3-hydroxylase activity. The coding region runs from base 220 to 798 and encodes 192 amino acids. The transcript is spliced from 4 exons.